UUUGUUUCUUUCAGGAACUCUUACAGUCGAAGAGGUCUACCGCGACCGGGAUCAAUUUGCUGCCCUGGUUCGCGAAGUGGCUGCUCCAGAUGUCGGCCGGAUGGGUAUCGAAAUCCUAUCGUUUACCAUCAAGGACGUUUAUGAUGAGGUGCAAUACCUCACGUCUCUCGGCAAGGCCCAAACGGCCAUGGUCAAGAGAGACGCUGAUGCGGGAGUCGCAGAAGCGAACAGAGAUGCUGGUAUUAGGGAAUCUGAGUGUCAGAAGUCUGCAAUGGACAUUAAGUAUUCCACGGAUACAAAAAUCGAAGACAAUUCUAGAAUGUUUAAAUUGCAAAAAGCAAACUUUGACCAGGAAGUCAACACUGCCAAAGCACAAGCUCAGUUAGCCUACGAACUACAAGCCGCAAAAAUUCGACAAAGAAUCCGAAACGAAGAAAUUCAGAUCGACGUUGUUGAGAGAAAGAAGCAGAUCGAAAUUGAAGCACAGGAAGUUCUCAGAAAAGAACGAGAACUGAAUGCCACUGUGCGCCUACCAGCUGAGGCCGAGAGUUACAAAGUCGAAAUCCUCGCUGAAGGAAGAAGGACACAAACCGUAAAGACCGCUCAAGCUGAGAGUGAGAAGGUCAAGAUGUUGGGUACCGCUGAAGCUUCCGCCAUUGCCGGCGUUGGUAAAGCCGAAGCCGAAAGAAUGAGACAGAAAGCCGCUGUUUACAAGCAAUACGGAGACGCUGCCAUUAUGUCGCUCGUCCUCGAGGCCUUACCUAAGAUUGCUGCCGAAGUGGCCUCUCCUCUUGCGAAGACCGAAGAAAUCGUCUUGAUCGGAGGUCCAGACAAUACCACGGCUGACAUCACCCGCUUGGUCGGACAGAUACCCCCAGCACUCCAUGCCUUAACGGGAGUCGAUCUCUCCAAGACCUUAUCUAAAAUUCCUGGCGCUUCUUACACCCCCAAGCCCACAGCUGUCAAAUAAUUCUAAAAAUGAACGUACCGCCUUUUGUCAAAUUUUAUUAUUAUUGCCGUAGCUGGCAAAAAACAGUUACGGUGCCAUCUUUGCUACGGGUUCUAUACCUCUUUGAUAUUGUUUGAUGUCUAAUGGUAUGAUUGCUAUAGUUUUUAAGUUGGAGGAUGAUUUAAUUCAUAUUUUUUAACUUAGAUUUUGUAAGUGAAAGUUUAAAAGUUUGUACAAGCCAAGAAGCUUCCAUGUGUGUUAUAAUCUUUGUUUACAAUUACGAAAUAAGUAUUUUCGCACAUGCUAUUUUUUUUAUUUCAAAAUAUUGUUUACCAAUCGAUAAAUCUAAAAAUAUUUUACAAUUACUUUAUAUCUUAUCCAGUACAGAACGUUUACUUUUGCAAAUUGUAGAUUAGUCACGUAGUUUUGUUUGCAAAACAUAUAUACCAUUAGUUAUCACAUCACCUAUAUUUUUAAGUCUAAAUAAAUAUAUAAUAGUUUGCGUAUAGUGGUGACCUUGAGGAUAUUUUUCCUCCACCACUCCGUUCACCUUUACUUUUUUUCAAAUCUAGUAAAAUUUGACAAAAAUCGUUAAGCUUGGCUUACAGCUUAUGUGUUUGGACGACGGUUUAGAUCUUUGGAACGUUUUUGAUUUGAUACUUAUAGGAAAAUUUAUUGUUGAUUUAGAUACUUGCAUUUUGAAUAUCUCAGGUUUUAAAAUUAAUACUUAGACUUAAGUAAAGCAUAUGAACCACAACUUUGGGAACUUCAACAUGUAAAUGAUACGAAUUUAUUGGACGUAGAAAAUAAAAUAAACUGAAUUAUAUUAAAUAGUUUUAAAUAAUUCCCCAUAAAUAAAGAAAUUUAAACUUGGCAACAAUGUAGAGUAUAAUUUACUGGUUUUUUUAAAUAAUUUUGCGAAAAAUAUAUUCCAGUUUGUUUUAAAAUCUAUGGGAACUGUAAAAUGCAAGAGACUAAGGCAAGAAUUAACAAUAUGUUGAAUGCUGCGAUAUAAUAGUGUUCAUGUAUUAUAAAAUGUUAUUUUUGUGGAUCUGUCAUCAAUGAAAAGUAACUGGAGGUCACAUAUAUAAAAGAAUUUCGUUUUUGAUACUGAGUUUUUGACUAAUAAAACUGGUCUAAUAUCGCACAUUACUUUUUAAAACAAAAACCAUACUUUUCUACCUAAUAUUCAAUAGCCUUGGAGUUUCAGCAGCGCCAUUCAUCUUCCCGCAACAGCACAAGCUUAGUAGACAUCUGAUAUUAACAUUUCCAGUUGGUUUUUGUUGGUGGCAUAUUCCAUUUUUGAAAGAAAUUUAACUCCUUAAUUGUAGAAAAAUAUUUGAAGACAUGUAGAAAAUGUUUAGAACUAGACCUACAAAAUUGAUGUAUUUUUCUACUCCCAAACGACCCUUUUUUACAAAAAAUUGUGUUUCGACUUCCACGACAAAAGUAAUACACACCUGAAGCCUUGUAGUAAAACGUUUACCCUUAUAAACGACAGUAACGUUAGAGAAGAGUGUUAAGUGUCUUUUUUAAAACACUAAAUGGUAUAAAUUUGGACUUUUUUUAUAUAGAGGUUGGUACUGUUGUAUCCUUAGCUAAAACUCUUUAAUAUACUUCUAAAACACUACAAUAAUAUUGCUGUUUAAACCAUUUUAACAAGUUCUGAUAGUUACAAUAGAUGAUAUAAUCUUCUUGUUAUUUCAGCUAAGCUUGAAGUACCAAAAAAAUCAGAAUUUAUACAUUAAGUGUUUUUUGCUUUGGAAAAGAACUGAGCUAUUUUUUUUUAAUAAUGGUGAUACAAAAGACCUUAUCAUCUAAGUUAUCCUGUUUGAUAUUACUUAGUGAUUUUGUACCAACAGAAGAGCUUCUUUUACGCUACGUCUACCAUGCUUUGAUAUCCAUGUCAUUUUUCUGAAAGUUUAUUCUGUAUAUUUCAUCGUAUGAGGUACUUAACCCGUACAUUAACCUUUUCUUUUAAGUGGGUAUCAUAGUAAUUAUUAUAAUUUUACUCGGUUCUUUUUCUAAAGCUUUUUACGUUUCUUACCUAUAAUAAAUGUGUAUUUGUAAGUAUAAAAAAUGUAACAUGCUGUUGAAGAUGUUCACUAUAGUGCACGAUCUUCGUUUUUAAUUUUUCUUUUCUAUCAGCUUAUAUUUAAUUCCUUCUAUCGCGGUGUUAAAGUUUAUCUUCUAGGAUGUUGUAUCCGAAAACUUAAUAUUAAAGAUAUCUACAUUUAUGUACGGGAAUACUUGUGACCAGUGUCACAAAGCUCUAUCGAUUCCACACUUUCGCGUUUAAUUAACAAAUUUUUGUAAAACCUGUCACUAUUCGAUGAUCUUUUCAAAUUUGAAACUUUACCGGCAUCAAAUGUUCAUUAGAAAAAGAAGUAAUGUGAGAAGGUUCGUUUUUUUGUAAUAUUAAAAAUCAGUGCGAUGUUGUUGGCAACUUUCAUAUAUGUUCGUUCAUUUUUUUUUUUCAAUUUUAAACUC
Messenger RNA from Diabrotica balteata, 3439 nucleotides. Lineage: Eukaryota; Metazoa; Arthropoda; Insecta; Coleoptera; Chrysomelidae. The record is from the annotation of a GenBank genome assembly.